Molecule: messenger RNA, 1035 nt
Organism: Mycena indigotica
Lineage: Eukaryota; Fungi; Basidiomycota; Agaricomycetes; Agaricales; Mycenaceae
Exons: 4
Coding region: 7-1035 (342 amino acids)
Source: RefSeq, a predicted model, not a curated record
CCUCCCAUGUUCCUCACACCAGCAGAGCUUGCUGCCUGCAGCGUCUUCAUCAGCUACUUCGCUAUUAUCGGGGCCCUGUUUGCGCUCAUAUCACGUGAUCUCGCCCGUCGCGUUCAGAAGCCUGUCAGCGAUCGCUUAUACAUGUUUGGCGGGCUGACAGUAUGCUCGUUUGCGCAUACUUGGUUCUACAUGUUCAAGUUCAUGGCCUGGAGUUUUCGCGAUUUCGAGGCGAGUAAUAUAGUCCAUCCCGACACACCCAUUAUCGUACGAAUCAGCCGCUGGCUAUUGAACACGUCGCUAUUCGAGCAAGCAUGGGCACGCGUGUGUUUUGGCAAGGUGAAUUGGUGGUGGAGCCAGCAGCUGUGUUUAUAUACCGUUGGCGGGUGGACGGUCUUCCUCGCCAUAGAAGGCCAACGACACCACAUAAAGCGUGUCUGGGCAUAUAUGCUCUUAGGCCAGCUCGUCGCCAUCUCUGUCGCGUCAAAUUUGUUUUACCUUGCACUUGCUCUCAGCCCUUCUCACCCACGCCAGCACGGCCCGCGACAAAGGGCCCCACUCACCCUGUGGCUCCCUGUCGUUCUCUCGCUGAUCACCGUCGCAGCAAGCCCAUUCACCGACACCAAAACGUUCCUCCCUAAUUUGCUGGUCAUGCACGCGCUUACUAUGAUUCCGCUUCUCUUCCCCACCCACAAAAGCUCCUCCGGAGUAGUGACCAUCCAGGCCCUAUAUUCACAAAUAGCCUUCGUAUCGAUCUUUCUAUCCGCCUUUGCUGGCUUUUCUGCAUUCUCCGACUCUGCUUCGUUUUCACAAGUGAUGCAAUCCAUAUGGGCCACCCUCCACGAGCACCCAGCCCAGUCUUCAAUCGGUUGGGACGUCGUAUGGACCAGUCUCUCUCUGUUGGUUUGGUACCGGUCCUUCCUGGACAACCUCGUCACAAAGAUUCUAGCAGCAUCCGCCUUACCGAUUCUCUCUCUCGGCGCGACUGCACCUCUUCUGGGUCUGUAUCCACCCACGCCAACAAUCAAACUCGACUAA